AUGACAGAGCUGUAUUUCAGGGCGGGCUGGUUUGAAGUUUGCUCGAGGAGAGUGCAAUACUACGACCAGAGUGCCAUACUACGACCAGAGUGCCAUACUACGACCAGAGUGCAAUACUACGACCAGAGUGCCAUACUACGACCAGAGUGCCAUACUACGAACAGAGUGCCAUACUACGACCAGAGUGCCAUACUACGACCAGAGUGCAAUACUACGACCAGAGUGCCAUACUACGACCAGAGUGCCAUACUACGACCAGAGUGCCAUACUACGACCAGAGUGCAAUACUACGACCAGAGUGCCAUACUACGACCAGAGUGCCAUACUACGACCAGAGUGCAAUACUACGACCAGAGUGCCAUACUACGACCAGAGUGCCAUACUACGACCAGAGUGCCAUACUACGACCAGAGUGCAAUACUACGACCAGAGUGCCAUACUACGACCAGAGUGCCAUACUACGACCAGAGUGCAGUCUACGACCAGAGUGCCAUACUACGACCAGAGUGCCAUACUACGACCAGAGUGCCAUACUACGACCAGAGUGCCAUACUACGACCAGAGUGCCAUACUACGACCAGAGUGCCAUACUACGACCAGAGUGCCAUACUACGACCAGAGUGCCAUACUACGACCAGAGUGCCAUACUACGACCAGAGUGCAAUACUACGACCAGAGUGCCAUACUACGACCAGAGUGCCAUACUACGACCAGAGUGCCAUACUACGACCAGAGUGCAAUACUACGACCAGAGUGCCAUACUACGACCAGAGUGCCAUACUACGACCAGAGUGCAAUACUACGACCAGAGUGCCAUACUACGACCAGAGUGCCAUACUACGACCAGAGUGCCAUACUACGAACAGAGUGCCAUACUACGACCAGAGUGCCAUACUACGACCAGAGUGCAAUACUACGACCAGAGUGCCAUACUACGACCAGAGUGCCAUACUACGACCAGAGUGCCAUACUACGACCAGAGUGCAAUACUACGACCAGAGUGCCAUACUACGACCAGAGUGCCAUACUACGACCAGAGUGCAAUACUACGACCAGAGUGCCAUACUACGACCAGAGUGCCAUACUACGACCAGAGUGCCAUACUACGACCAGAGUGCAAUACUACGACCAGAGUGCCAUACUACGACCAGAGUGCCAUACUACGACCAGAGUGCAGUCUAG
Messenger RNA from Knipowitschia caucasica, 1182 nucleotides. Lineage: Eukaryota; Metazoa; Chordata; Actinopteri; Gobiiformes; Gobiidae. The record is from the annotation of a GenBank genome assembly.